AUGCACUCUCUGGCCUACCCUGACCUUGGGGUGAAAGAUCGAAAGGCGGUGACAUUCCUGCACUACCCCGCAGCCACCUCAAAUGGAGCCAAAGCCAAUGGGUUUCCCACUAGCCCCUCUAGAUCACCAUCUCCAAUAGGGUCUCCUACUACGAUCCCCGCUACCAAGCCCUCACCCUUCAGUGACCCUGCCCCUCACCGGCUGGCUACCAUGCAGCUGCAGAAGCUAGUCAGUAUCAGGAGCCACAGAGGCAGCCAUGACCCCUCCAGGUCAACCAUGGAAGGCGGGGGCCCAGGCAGGAACGGCAGGUUCAGCCUCUCCUCCUAUGCCCAGAGCUCUGCUAUCAUUGAUUCUGACCCAGUGGAUGGGGAGGUGCUAAUGUCUCUGGUGGUAGAACUGGGGCUAGAAUGA
Meriones unguiculatus (Mongolian gerbil) is the source of this 411-nucleotide messenger RNA. RefSeq names its product cbp/p300-interacting transactivator 1-like. Gene Ontology annotation, cellular component: nucleus. The transcript has a single exon. Gene Ontology annotation, biological process: regulation of DNA-templated transcription; melanocyte differentiation. The record is from RefSeq and is a predicted model, not a curated record. NCBI's taxonomy places the organism in Eukaryota, Metazoa, Chordata, Mammalia, Rodentia, Muridae. Bases 1 to 411 code for a protein of 136 amino acids.